Messenger RNA from Saccoglossus kowalevskii, 2301 nucleotides. RefSeq lists its product as uncharacterized. Lineage: Eukaryota; Metazoa; Hemichordata; Enteropneusta; Harrimaniidae. Gene Ontology annotation, biological process: cell surface receptor protein tyrosine kinase signaling pathway. Gene Ontology annotation, cellular component: cytoplasm. The record is from RefSeq and is a predicted model, not a curated record.
AUGGCAGAUGGAGGUGGGAGUCAUGUUUAUGAGGGGUGGCUAGAGAAAUCUACCGAUGCCACCAAACAAAAAGGUUUGCUCUCCCUUAAGAAAUCAAGUUCAAGUUGGAAAAAGUUAUAUUUUGUUCUCCAGAAAGAACGCGACAAGACUGAGAAUAAAGAGUACAGUGUUCUCAUUCAUUACGAAAAGAAACCAGUGAAACCAGAAAAUGCAAACAGAUUCAAAGGUAAAACCAAACUUUGGCCCCACUACAAGAUAGAAAAGUGUUUUGGUGUAAAAGGCAAGCACUAUGUCUUUGCUAUCACAACACCAGAUGAGAAGUUGCGCCUCAAUGCAGAAAAUGAAAUCAAUCUUGAUCUGUGGGUGUUUUAUUUACAGAUGCAAACUAAGCUACGUGUAGAUCUUCCAGGGUCAUGUUUUAUUGUCACAGCAACAGAGACGGAUGAUCAUAGAAAAAUUGGUACAUUGGGAGCUAAGUGCUUAUUGCAUCUAUCACCAUGGGGUGUUACUCUGGCUCUGCAGAAUUCUAGAUGUCUGGUUGGUCAGUGGCCGCUGAAGUGUGUCAGAUCGUUUGAAAGUUCUGAUGAUGGUAGAUUCAACUUUGAAGCUGGGCGUUCAUCACCGAUGGGAGAAGGAGACUAUCAAUUCCUAACUCUGCCUUCCGAAGAUAACUUCAUGUUUGAUUUACUGGAUCAGUUCACUGCUCAGUCGAACAAAAAUCUGAAGUCAAUCACAGAAAGCAGGAGGAAUUCUAAAAAAGAAAUUGAUGAAGUGGCAGAAGAAUACGAUUGCUUGAGAUUGGCCACGUUUGGUUUGUUACCAACUCCAGUCUCUGAACAGUUGUCAGUUUCAGCAUGUAUUGACGUACCAGCAGCAGCACCAAGACCUGCUUUGCAUCAUCAAAUCAGUUCAGAAUCGUCAGAAGCUCGGUACCAUGUCUACAAUAGGCCAGAAUCCAUCUAUCUUGUGGAGCAAUCGACUCCUGCUCUUCCUGAGCGACCAACAAAUGGCUUAAAAAUUAUGAGGUCACCGUUAGAAAAUUCUGCUCAGCUGAAUCAACACAGAGCUCAUCCAAUGCAAAAAUCGGAACUACACAGACUGAAGGACGACAAAGGAUCCUAUAUUGAUAUGUCACAGACCAACUUAAGUAGUUUUAAGGAUGAGGAUUCAUGGUGGAAUAUGUCAGGGGAGUUUAGGUCUCCAAGUGACAGCAUGUCACCCCAUGGAGAGACAGGAAAGAAGCCUAUUCAGUUGGAGCAAAUAGAUGCAUCUUUUAAACUUGAACCCUCAGGUGGAGCAGUGAAAAAAAAUGCCAGCAAGGUUUCCAACCCAGGUUCUGUUAAAAAGAAACGGGCAUCAGGUAGUCCGUAUGAACAUAUGACUUCACCUGCAGCAUCCUACGAGAACACAACAUUACAACAUUCUAUCCUCAGUAGCUACGAGAAUUCGCCGUUAAUAAAACCCAGUAACAGUUUUAAAUCAUAUGAAAAUGAAGCUUUUGUGAACUCUCCAUCAUCCUUCACAAGGAGUUUGCCAAAGAGGUUUCAUUUCAAAGAUCGGGCACAGUCUCAGGAUGAUAGUGUAAUCAUGGCACCUCAUACUCCUGAAGAAUACUCCAACUUAAACUUAAGAAGAACUGGCAAAGUUCCUCCAUACCUUGAGUUAGAAGAAGAAAGUAAAACGCCUAUACUCUUUAGCCCUCCAUUUAAGCUGGCAAGAUCGGCCUCAUGUGAUAAUCUUUUUGAGAGACUCUCCUUAAGUCCUGGACAUGAAUGUUCUUCAAUAGCUGACAGGCCUCUACCAGAUUGGCUUCCACAUAGAAGACUCCCAGCACCCCCACCUGGGACAGUGCAUCUUCGGUGUAUGCACAGUUAUUUGGAUAUAGACAUAAAGGGUAUACAAGUCAAUAGAGAUAAAAGGAAGAAAUUUAGAAGGCAUAACUAUGUUGAUAUCGAUGGAGAUUCAUCGUCGUAUGAGCAUGUACGCCCAACGUUAAACAGGUCAUACUCAGAUUCAAAUAUUCUUGGUGACCUACCACCACCAUUACCUGACUGGCCACCAUCACAGAACCCAAUUAAACCAGCCAGUCAUUCCACAAGUAUUGACAUUCCUAACAGAAAAAAAUCCAGUAAAAAUAUAGUGAAACAGGUUUCUACUGAUGGAGCUGAUGAAUCUGCAGCUAGCUCAGCUCCAAUUAAUCUUGUGAAGUCAAAAUCACCAUCAAGCAUGAAGGGUUUUAAAACUUCUAGUAAGACUAAGAUGUUUACCAAGUCACCUCCAGAAACGGAACUGUCAAUCUAG